Labeo rohita (rohu) is the source of this 1795-nucleotide messenger RNA. RefSeq names its product spermatogenesis-associated protein 45-like. The transcript has 2 exons. Bases 1427 to 1723 code for a protein of 98 amino acids. The record is from RefSeq and is a predicted model, not a curated record. Lineage: Eukaryota; Metazoa; Chordata; Actinopteri; Cypriniformes; Cyprinidae.
UUUCAGAUAAAUGCUGAUCUUUGGAUCUUUCUAUUCAUCAAAGAACUACAAAAAUGUUCUUAACUGUUUUAAAUAGUGACAAUAAUAAUAAUAAUAAUAAUAAUAAUAAUGUUUCUUGAACAGCAAAUCAGCAUAUUAGAGAAUGAUUUCUAAAGGAUCAUGUGACACUGAAGCCUGGAGUAAUGAUGCUGAAAUAGCAUAAUAAAGGUCAUGAUGAAAUCUUUGUAGUCUAGAUUCAAUCUGGGCUUGGUGGAAAUAUGGGGGGCUUGGUGGAAAUAUGGGAGACUUUCACAAAAGCGUCUGUUAAAGUUAACAUGACCAUUUAAAACAGAUUACAUAUGCACUUUUUAAGCAUAGUUACUGAAUUUGACAAUGCUGUUUCAGUAAUGCUGCUUUUUAAAGAGAUGUUAGAAAUCAUAAGGGCAAUCGUGUUAAAUUCAUUCUACUGACAACCCUAGUUUUAACAGUAGAAAAAGUAUUUAGGUUAUUGAUUUAAGUUAUAUUUUAAUCUAUAUACAGUACUGAGUUAUGGCCCGAGGAUAUAUUGUUUAGGGGAAUUAGUAAUGUUUUUGCUUUUUUAGUUAAUAUCAAAAAUAUUGUUGAUACGAAUGAAUAAGGAUUAUAUUCAAAUACGUGAAUACUUUCUUUUUUAAUGAAUAGGUGUCCGUAAAAUAGUCAGCCAACGACGACAACCUUACUGGCGAAUUCUUAAAUAUAGGUCAAAUUUUGUGAACACCUGUGUAGAUAUUGGAUACAUCAGUGUUGUCAAAUUCACAUUUUCCCGCGGAAUUGGGCUACCUAUGUUUAAAGUUUUGCAUAAUUUGCAAUAAUUGACCUUUCUCACAUUUUCGGGUUUCUCAUAGCGGAAGUCGUCAUAGUUGGGUAAAAUCCGAGAGCAGUGAAUGGGAGAGUACCACAAAUAUAUUUUUUGCAUUCCCAUUUGCUCAAAUAGCAAAAGAAAAAAUACCCGAUGGUGUUUUCACUACUUUCAAUCAAAUGAUGAAAGUCGUUGACUAGCGUUAACUAGUUUUUUUGUAACUUGAUGAAAAGGUGAUAUAAUACAAAGUAUAGUGUUAUAAAUGUACAUACAUAUUUUUAAAAAUCAAAAUAUAAAAAACUUAAAAGAGUUUAUGAUGAUGAUGACCGUUGAAACGCGUCAUCACAAGGGUCCAUUGCAUAUAUUGGCUGAAAUGCGUGUACUGUAAUGUUGCGUAUAAUGCAUAACAAUGACUGUAAGAUAUGUAUUUAAGGUAUGGAAGCGGCAUAUAUUGAGUUCCUAUAACUGGAUGGGGUCAAUGGACUUGGGUAUCGUAACACACUUCCGGUGGCAUACAUUACAAGGCUACACGUGUGGUUACCAUAGUUACAGCUUUCCUAACAUUAAAGACUGCGUGCUAUUUCGACUUAUCUACAUUUGAUUUACAAUAUGUCAAAAUCAAAGCAAGACCAGCUGUACGAGUUGAAUUUGCAGAGGGAGUCGUGGUGUCGCGUGGAGACGACCAGUAGGUUCUGGAAUUUACCUGAAAGGAAACACUUCCGUCGUCACCUCCAAAACACUUGUGACUUCAGUGCGCUGCAGACCGCGCGUCCCGAGCAGCGGUCCUCCUGGAUGGACAACAACAACACCAACACCAACACCAGACAUCCCGAGCGAAGACACUUUGAAGACAGCUAUCAAACUCAUAUGGUGUUAGGAACUGCAAUCAAGCUCUGUGAAGAGUAAAUGUGUUUCUUCAGACAGCAAUAAAGUGUAACGAAGCAACCUGGUAAUAAAACUGUGGACUAUUUUAUUGUA